AUGGACAGCAGGGGGGAGAUGGAGGUGGUGAGGAGCACCAAGGGCAGUGCUACUGGGGAGGUCAGUGUCCACGUGGUCAGCACCGAGAGCACUGUGCAAAGCACCCACCUGCCCACCACUGCCUUCAUCAUCCCAGCAAGCACCACUGCCAUCAACCUUCCCACGAGCACCUUAGAAAUCCAGCGAUUCCCCCGGGAGUCCCAGAGAAGCACAGGGGCUGAGAAGCCAGAGAGGGGAACAGGGAAUGAGCCCGUCACAGCUGCUGUCAUUCCGCAGAUCAGUGGGGUGCAGACCUGCAGCACAGUCCGUGUGCUGGAGUGGAAAGAUGGGGUGGCAACUUUGCCUGGGAGUAACCUGCGGUUCCGGAUUAAUGAGUACGGGACACUGAAGGUGGUGAGUGCUGAUAAGAUGCCUACUGUGGAAGCUGUAAAGGAGGGUCACAUGGAGAAAGAUGGAGACUCUGAGGUGGCACCCCCCAGCAGAGACAAUCCUACUGUGGCUCAGGACGUGGUGGAGCAGCCCACGCUGCCGGCAGCAGAAGGGCUGUGCCACUGUGACACCUGUGGCCGCAGACACGUGUGGGAUGGGGCCCGGGAAGGCAGGGGCUUCUGCAGCGAGCACUGCCACCAGCAGUUCAAAGAGAGGUCUGUCAUCGUGGAAAACUCUGCCAGCACCACCAAUGCCACUGAAAUCCUCAAGCCUGUGAAGAAACGAAAGAGGAAGGACUAUCAGAGCCCCUCGGAGGAAGAAUAUGAAUCCGAGCAAAUGGAGGAAAAGCAGGAAGAGAGGAAAAGCUCUGUGGAAGAUUCUGCCAUGAGCAAUCUGGAGGCUGAGGCAUGGAACGGGAGCCAGCAUGGUACGGAGGGCGGGGGUGCCAGUGAGGAGAAGAAAGAAGGCUGGUCUUGGGCAUCCUACUUGGAGGAGCAGAAAGCUGUCGCUGCCCCUUUAGAUCUCUUCCAGGAUUACCAAGUAGCUUCCCAGCACAAGAAUGGUUUUAAAGUGGGGAUGAAGCUGGAGGGGAUCGACCCGCAGCACCCAUCCAUGUACUUCAUCCUGACAGUGGCUGAGGUGUGUGGUUACCGGAUGCGUCUCCACUUUGAUGGCUACUCUGAGUGCCACGACUUCUGGCUGAAUGCUGACUCCCCUGACAUCCACCCUGCUGGCUGGUUUGAGGAGACAGGACACAAACUCCAGCCCCCCAAAGGGGUUGUAGGUUAUAAGGAAGAAGAAUUCAGCUGGACAAACUACCUGAAGUUAACAAAGGCUCAGGCAGCUCCUAAGCACCUCUUCAUGGUCCGAAACACUCACGAGGCUUCCCCAGGCUUCAAGGUGGGCAUGAAGCUUGAGGCUGUGGACCGCAUGAACCCUUCCCUGAUCUGUGUUGCCACAGUGACUGACGUGGUGGACAAUCGCUUUCUGGUGCACUUUGACAACUGGGAUGAUACUUAUGACUACUGGUGUGAUCCCAGCAGUCCAUAUAUCCACCCAGUUGGGUGGUGUCAUGAGCACGGCAAACCUCUCACACCUCCUCAAGAUUAUCCUGAUCCUGACAACUUCACCUGGGAAAAAUACCUGAAAGAAACUGGAGCAUCUGCUGUCCCAGCUUGGGCCUUUAAAGUGCGCCCACCCCAUGGCUUCCUGGUCAACAUGAAGCUGGAGGCGGUGGACAGAAGGACUCCUUCCUUCAUCCGAGUGGCUAGUGUGGAGGAUGUGGAAGAUCACAGGAUAAAGGUCCAUUUUGACGGCUGGAGCCAUAUGUAUGAUUUCUGGAUUGAUGCAGAUCAUCCAGACAUCCAUCCCAUGGGCUGGUGCUCAAAAACAGGACACCCAUUGCAGCCUCCUCUCAGGCCAAAGGAACCAGCCUCCUCUGCCCAUGGGGGCUGCCCAAGCCUGGGCUGCAAGAGCAUCCCUCACUCCAAGAGCUCCAAGUACAGCUUUCACCACAGGAAGUGCCCCACACCAGGCUGCGAUGGGUCAGGCCAUGUGACGGGGAGGUUCACAGCCCAUUACUGCCUCUCAGGGUGCCCCCUGGCAGAGAAGAACCAGGGCAGGCUGAAGGCUGACUUGUCUGACACCGAGGCCUCGACUCGCAAGAGGAGCCCCAUGGGUUUCCCUCAGCGAAAGAAAUCUCGGCACCACGGGAGAGGGAGACCUCCAAAGUACCGGAAGAUGCAGCAGGAAGACUUCCAGACUAUUUCUUCAGACAGUAUGCACCAGUCACUCUUCAUGUCUGCCCUGUCUGCCCACCCUGAUCGCUCCCUGUCCCUGUGCUGGGAGCAGCACUGCAAGCUGCUGCCAGGGGUGGCUGGCAUCACAGCAGCCACGGUGGCCAAGUGGACCAUUGAUGAGGUUUUUAGCUUUGUGCAGACUCUGACAGGUUGUGAGGACCAAGCCAAGCUCUUCAAGGAUGAGAUGAUCGAUGGCGAGGCGUUCCUCUUGCUGACGCAGGCUGACAUCGUCAAGAUUAUGAGUGUCAAGCUGGGCCCAGCACUCAAGAUCUACAAUGCCAUCCUCAUGUUCAAGAAUGCUGAUGACACCUUAAAGUGACUUCUCUUGGCCCAGCUGGGACCCUCCCUCAUCACUGGUG
Messenger RNA from Cinclus cinclus, 2587 nucleotides. RefSeq names its product L3MBTL histone methyl-lysine binding protein 1 (gene L3MBTL1). Gene Ontology annotation, biological process: regulation of DNA-templated transcription. The record is from RefSeq and is a predicted model, not a curated record. Bases 1 to 2547 code for a protein of 848 amino acids. The transcript has 22 exons. Gene Ontology annotation, molecular function: protein binding; zinc ion binding. NCBI's taxonomy places the organism in Eukaryota, Metazoa, Chordata, Aves, Passeriformes, Cinclidae. Gene Ontology annotation, cellular component: nucleus.